AUUAUUGCUAAGUACCUGACAACAAAUCGAUGAGAAAAAUUUGCACGGAAAAGGGUUCCAAACUUCACUGUUUUAAUACAAAUUACAAAAUAAUACACUUAAAUUAUUACGAAAAUGCCUGAAGAAAAGGCUCAAGAUUAUUGGAUCGAGGAGAGUAUUAAAGACAAGGAGUUUGAAGAGUUAUAUGAGCUCGGAAAAGAACUUGGAAAGGGAGCAACAUCAUUGGUGCACAAAUGUUUGGGCCAAGGAGUUGAAAGUAAUCCAUGGGCCGUCAAAAUUAUCAAUAAACAGGUAGACAAAAAGAUUAUACGAUCUGAAAUAGGUUCACUUCUCAGACUCUCUCAUCCAAAUGUGAUUCGCUUAAAGGAAAUAUUUGAGACACCUACAAAGAUCUCUAUGGUCCUGGAACUUGUCACAGGAGGUGAACUUUUUGACAGGAUUGUAACUCGAGGAUCUUAUAGUGAGCGUGAUGCUUCAAAGUGUAUCAAAGAAAUGCUUGAGGCAGUAAAGUAUCUCCAUGACAACGAUGUAGUGCACAGAGAUUUAAAGCCUGAAAAUCUUCUCUACGAAAAUAAUGCAGAUGAUUCAAAGUUAAAAAUUGCUGACUUUGGUUUGUCUAAGGUUGUGAGUGCAGAGGUUCAAAUGCAAACUGUGUGCGGAACACCGGGAUACUGUGCACCUGAAGUCCUUCUUGGGAGAAAAUAUACCAGUGCAGUUGAUCUAUGGAGUGUGGGAGUUAUAACAUAUAUCUUACUUUGUGGCUAUGAGCCAUUCUACUGUGAGCAGGAGGCUGACAUGUACAAAAAAAUAAUCAAAUGUGACUACGAGUUCCAUGAAAGUUGGUGGUCUGAUGUCAGUGAAAAUGCAAAGGACUUGGUGCGGAAGCUACUUGUAACUGAUCCAGAGAAGCGACUGACAGCUAGAGAGGCCCUACAGCACCAAUGGGUGACAGGAGCAGGGGCACAAAACAAUCAUAUGCUGGAAUGCCAGAACAAACUGAAACAGUUUAAUGCAAGAAGGAAACUACGGGCUGCCACUGAUGCUGUGAUUGCAAUGAACCGAGUCAGACUGGGAGAUCUAGAGAGAAGUCAGAGUCACAGUGCAGGUACAGCCAUGGAGGAGGUUUGAACCCACAAUGCAACACAGAGGAGGCAUUUAUUCCCACAAUGCACAAAGA
Messenger RNA from Owenia fusiformis, 1177 nucleotides. Lineage: Eukaryota; Metazoa; Annelida; Polychaeta; Sabellida; Oweniidae. The record is from the annotation of a GenBank genome assembly.